AUGGCCGUCCCGAUCGGCAAAGUGACGGCUGUGCGGAUAAAUAGAGCACCCCUCACCCACCGUCAGCCAAGGCUGCUGUUUGCCAGGCACGAACUUAUCCGUCGGCGCCUGGGUAGUAUUGGGACGAACCGUUCACAACGGAACCGCCUCGUCGACCCGCCUCCCCUUGCCCUUGUUCGCCAUUGCGCCCGUCACUGGUUCUACCUCUCUGCUCUCGUAGAAACCACCGUGUCUGGGAAGUUCACUUUCAAGGUCGCCCAGGUACACGAUGAUGCCCUCAAUGCGGUCUAG
Colletotrichum graminicola M1.001 is the source of this 291-nucleotide messenger RNA. RefSeq lists its product as uncharacterized. The transcript has 2 exons. The coding region runs from base 1 to 291 and encodes 96 amino acids. NCBI's taxonomy places the organism in Eukaryota, Fungi, Ascomycota, Sordariomycetes, Glomerellales, Glomerellaceae. The record is from RefSeq and is a predicted model, not a curated record.